AAAAUGACAGUGUUGAAUUCAGCAGAACAUUGUCUGAAAACUGGAAAAGAGGGGAAGGGGAGAAUACAAACAUGAACAUUUAAAACUUGCACGACUCAACAAUCCUUCUUCCACUCCCUUUCCCUCAAAUUCGAAACAAUAACCAAAACCCUCUUCAAACCUUAACAACACCUCAAGCCCCCAAAAAAAACGUUUUUUUUUUCACCAUUGAUGGCACUGCGACACUCUUCUUCAACCUUUUCAACCACGCUAACACUCUCUUCACCGAGAACCAAACCCCCAAAACCUUUUCCGCUUUUCUCCUUCACAAAGUUCCCAUUAUUAACCGCACCAAACUCCAUUUCCAUCACACGGAGAACCAGAACAACCCUCUCUCUAACAGUUCCACGUGUUGCUGCGCCACCAACAAAGGUUGAAACCGAAGAAAGCAACGAAAUUGAUGAAGGUGCCGAUGAAGAGAGCUCGUCCACGAAGUUCACAUGGAAGGAUCACUGGUACCCAGUUUCGCUGGUGGAGGAUCUGAACCCUCGGUACCCAACACCGUUUCAGCUUCUGGGUCGUGAGAUCGUGGUUUGGUUCGAUAAUUCUAAGUCCCAGUGGGUUGCUUUUGACGAUAAGUGCCCCCAUCGUCUCGCUCCUUUAUCUGAAGGAAGGAUUGAUGAAGGAGGAAACUUGCAAUGUUCCUAUCAUGGUUGGUCUUUUGAUGGAUGUGGAUCAUGUGUUAGGAUCCCUCAGGCUUCCUCCGAAGGACCGGAAGCGCGAGCUUUGAAAUCUCCUAAAGCGUGUGUCACAAGGUUCCCUACAAUGGUGUCUCAGGGUUUGCUCUUUGUUUGGCCUGAUGAGAAUGGUUGGGAGGAAGCUAAUGCUUCCAAUCUUCCAAUGUUGCCGGAUGACUUUGAGAAGCCGGAGUUUGCCACAGUGAACAUUCAGCGUGAUCUGUUCUAUGGCUAUGAUACUCUAAUGGAGAAUGUCUCCGAUCCUUCUCACAUUGAUUUUGCUCACCACAAGGUUACAGGCCGGAGAGACAGAGCCAAGCCUCUGCCAUUCAAGAUGGAUUCUAGCGGCCCAUGGGGCUUUGCCGGAGCUAAUGAAGGGAACCCAAGAAUCAGUUCCAAGUUUGUUGCACCAUGUUAUUAUAUGAACAAAAUUGAGAUUGAUACCAAACUUCCAGUAGUUGGGGACCAGAAAUGGGUAAUAUGGAUAUGUUCCUUCAAUGUCCCAAUGGCACCCGGUAAGACUCGCUCCAUUGUUUGCAGCGCUCGAAACUUCUUCCAGUUCACAGUGCCAGGGCCUAACUGGUGGCAGGUGGUUCCUAGAUGGUACGAACACUGGACAUCAAACAAGGUAUAUGAUGGAGAUAUGAUUGUCCUUCAAGGCCAGGAGAAAAUCUUCCUUUCAGAAACCAAAGACGGUGGUGACAUCAACAAACAGUACACAAACAUCACCUUCACACCAACCCAGGCAGAUCGCUUUGUCCUAGCAUUCCGAAACUGGCUGCGGCGACACGGAAACGGCCAACCAGAAUGGUUCGGGACAAGCAGCCAACAGCCAUUACCAUCAACCAUCCUAUCGAAACGUGAGAUGUUGGAUAGAUUUGAACAGCACACACUGAAAUGCUCUGCAUGUAAAGGAGCUUAUGAGGGAUUCAAAACAUGGCAGAAGGUCCUAAUUGGUGCAACGGUUUUGUUCUGCGCAUCAAGUGGAAUCCCAUCAGAGACUCAUUUGAGAGUAAUCUUGGCUGCGCUUGCAGUUCUCAGUGCAGGAUUAACCUAUGCCAUAACCGAACUCCAAAAGAACUUUGUAUUCGUAGAUUAUAUUCAUGCCGAUAUAGAUUAACCAAAUUACCACAUAACUGUAAAUAUAUUACAUCAAUGUACCUAUCAUCGUGUAUCAUUUGGAUUCAUUAGGUUAAAUUUGAACUCUAUUACGUA
This is a messenger RNA of Arachis stenosperma, 1931 nucleotides long. RefSeq names its product pheophorbide a oxygenase, chloroplastic. Gene Ontology annotation, cellular component: chloroplast thylakoid. The transcript is spliced from 7 exons. The record is from RefSeq and is a predicted model, not a curated record. NCBI's taxonomy places the organism in Eukaryota, Viridiplantae, Streptophyta, Magnoliopsida, Fabales, Fabaceae. The coding region runs from base 211 to 1836 and encodes 541 amino acids. Gene Ontology annotation, molecular function: chlorophyllide a oxygenase activity; 2 iron, 2 sulfur cluster binding; pheophorbide a oxygenase activity.